Gigantopelta aegis is the source of this 10543-nucleotide messenger RNA. Its product is annotated as huntingtin-like. The coding region runs from base 95 to 9082 and encodes 2995 amino acids. Gene Ontology annotation, cellular component: nucleus; cytoplasm. NCBI's taxonomy places the organism in Eukaryota, Metazoa, Mollusca, Gastropoda, Neomphalida, Peltospiridae. The transcript is spliced from 56 exons. The record is from RefSeq and is a predicted model, not a curated record.
GUUUUAAUGGCGUCCUCCUCUAUCUUGGUCUAGAAUUACCAAAAUGUCAUCACCAGUAGUGUUGCAGGACAGAAAAUAAUCAGCUGAUCUAAUCAUGGCGACUAUAGAGAAGCUGAUUAAGGCGUUUGAGGGACUGAAGGUGUUCCAGCCUGGAGGGGUCGUCACAGAAGAAGCUACAAAAAAGAAAGAAACACCUCCCAGCAAGAAGGACAAAAUGGUGAACUGUAACAUCAUAGCAGACUCCAUCUGUGCACCAAACAUGAGAUCUAUUCCGGACUUUCCGAAGUUUCUGGGAAUUGCCAUGGAGGCCUUUCUUACUUUAUGUGAUGACAGUGAGACUGAUGUUAGACUGGUCGCGGAUGAGUGCCUCAAUAGAACAAUAAAAAUCUUAUUGGAAACAAACCUAGGCCGUUUGCAGGUAGAGUUGUACAAGGAAAUCAAGAAGAAUGGAGUGUCACGCUCUCUACGUGCCUCUCUAUGGCGCUUUGCUGAUAUGUGUCACCUCAUCAGACCACAGAAAUGCAGACCCUAUAUUGUAAAUCUGUUGCCUUGCUUGGUACGAAUCUGCCGCCGUGAUGAAGAAGCGAUCCAAGACACCUUAGCGACUGCGAUGCAGAAAAUCUGUCCCUCACUGAUGGUGUUCGCUAAUGACAUUGAAGUUAAGGCACUUCUCAAAGCUUUCAUGCCGAACCUGCACUCGAAUUCAGCUAUGUGUCGACGUACAGCUGCCAGCAGCCUCGUUCUCGUCUGUCAACAUUCCCGCAGUCCUCUUUCCUUUAUAUCUUACCUUGUCAGCAGUCUACUAGAGGUAGUGAUUCCUGUGGACAUACCUCACGACACGUAUGCCCUGCUGGGCGUGAUUCUCUGUCUGCGUCAUGUGAUCCCGCAGCUCAGCAGUACGGCUAACACAGAUCAGGGGCUGAAGGGCAGCUUCGGACAGAUGCAGAGAGAUUCACAUGAAGGAGUCAGCAGUGACCACAUUCAAAAGUUGUUCCAGCUUCUGUUGUACUUCACGAGACACCCAGACCACAAUGUUGCCACAGCAUCGCUGGAAUCUCUACAGCAGCUUCUACGUGCACCACCUCCACAGCUUAUGGAAGUUCUGAUGACCAAAGCAAGCAUUAAAAAAUCACUUAUUUUUCAAGUGGAUCUCGAAGAAAUUACAGGGAUGAGUUCUGAAAAUUCUCUUGCCAUGCCUGCCGUUUCUGAUGAUGCUGAACUAGAGGACGAUGCUGACAGCUCGGAUCUCGUCAGUCAGUCUACCAAUACCUCCGCCGAGACCACAGAGCUACUACCUUCAGAGCUACCUACACAGACCGCUCCGGCCACAGAACCAAACAUUUCACUCGACGCAGCACCAGAAGAUAAAAAUGAAACAGCUGUGGCCUCUUCACUGGUUGUUACGUCAGAAAAUAAUUAUUCUAAUGUAGAAAUUGGUGAAUUCAUUGAAGAAAAGUCAGAGAGGUCUGCUUUGUCCCAUAGCAGCAGUGUGGAAACAUUGUUAAGUAUUAGGAGCAUAAGCCCGAAACAAAAACCGUCACUGAAAAGAGAACUGGAUCAGGAUUUGAAUGGAAAUCCCAGCGUCUUUGAUCCAUCUGAGAUGCAGGACAGUCCUCUUCCAAGUCCUCUUCCCCCUGGACUCUGUGAGCAGAGAGGAAGUGAUGUAGGCUCUAUUUUAGGGGAUGAAAUGCCCCUUGUUUACUGUGUGCGACUGUUGUGUCGGAGGUUUUUGCUGCAGGGUGAGCAUGGCGCAUUGAUACCGGACAAGAUAACCCGGGUGAGCCUCAAGUCUCUGGCCCUCGGCUGUAUAGCAUCAAGCUUCACUCUCUGUCCACAGAUCUUCUUCUAUAAGUUAUUCCCGGAAGAGAAUGUAGGUGGAGUUCAAGACAUACGCGAUGUGUUGCUGUAUGCCAGUCAUCCUGAUCCACAGCUGAAAGGCAACACGGCGGCCAUUAUUGGAUCUCUUGUACAUAAAGUGCUGAUUGAAGGAAGGGCCGACUUCAACAAAUGGCUGAAGCUGCAUUCACCAUCUGACAUAGGAAAGAUGACACUGGAACAUUUGAUAGAGAUCCUCAUCAACAUCCUGGAGGACGAUUCGUCCCUGGCCACUCGACAGGCUCUGUCGGCUCUCCAGCUGUGUCUUUCCGACCUCAUUCAGAGCUGUCACGGCAAACUGGCUCUUGACAUCCUUCUCGACCUCCUCGAAAUAAAGUCUAAUCCUUACUGGCUAGUUAAGGUUGAACUUAUGGACCUGCUUGGUGGGAUCAAUUUUAAGGUUGUGAAUUACCUCGAGUCCACAUGUUCCAACUUCAGCCGGGGUCAUCAUUUCCUUGGGAAGCUGUCUUUACAAGACCACUACCUGAAGGAGGUGAUUCUACCUCUGUUAGGAGACGAAGACGGCCGGGUACGACACGCUGUGGCUAGGACAUUGCUACGACUGAUACCGCAUCUGUUUUUCUCCGUGGACUAUCCGCAUCACGACCCAGUGAUGGCAUAUGCAGAGGACACCACCAACCGGUUCCUGCACCCGGUGCUACACGAGUGGGCCGAGGACCCGCCCCCAUUGGUACAGGGCCUGGUGAAGCCAUACAUCCUCAGUCCCAUCGUCACCAUGCACCCACACAUCGAGAGCAGUCUCUCGCGGAUUGUUCACAAACUCAUGCAUCAGCUCUACAUUUCAAAAUCGAAACACUUCACGAGUGGCUGUUGUCAUGCUCUGUGUUUGCUGGCUGAGGAUUACCUGGUGACGAAGUACGCGUCGUCGUGGGGCUGUGGUCCUGCUACUCCACUCCUUCCCAAAGAGAGCAGCAGUCGACUGAACAUGAAGCGACCACCCAGUAGAUCGCAGAGCACCUCUAGCACGUUCAGUCUUGAGGACCUCACAACUGGAUCUGGAGGGGGACCUGUACCCGUCAUUCUCGCCCUCCUCGUUUCUUCGCCCACUGUAUUAGACUUGUCCACACAUCAAGAUGUCCUUCAGCUGGCCGGAAAUCUUAUUGCAGGCUCUGCGUACCAAUGCUUGCAUCCAGCAGAGGACAUUUCUAACACGGGUGGGUCUACCGAAGAUGGGAGGUGGACCUGUGUGACCGACCGACAGCUGGCGCCAUUAAUAGAUCAGCUGCUUCACCACGUGGCACGGUUGCUGAAUGCGUGUUCCCAUGUGAUUGACGACCAGGUACCAGGACCACCACAGGUGAAACCGUCUCUCCCGUCACUACCCAACGCCCCGUCUCUGAGUCCGGUGAAGAGACGGGCGAAGACUGACAAAGACUUGCAGACAGGAUCUAGCUCUCCUGUUCCAGACAGCAAGACCGACAAGAAGACACCUCAGAAAGAUUCAAAGGAGAACGAGAAGGAUAAGAAAAAGAAAGAAGGUCUCGGAUUGUUCUACAACCUGCCGCAAUACACCAAGAUGUAUGAGGUUCUCAGGGGAGCUUACUCCAACUAUAAAACGUCUCUAGAUCUGUCGAGUGUAGACAAGUUCUGCAGUCUCCUGCGGACAGUUCUCACCGUGUUGGCACAGAUCUUGGAAAUAGCCACAUUGUUUGAUAUUGGAAAGCAUGCUGAGGAGUUUCUGGGAUAUCUCAAAAGUACAAUAGCCUUGGAGCCAACAUACACUGUACUGUGUGUACAACAGUUACUGAAAGCAUUAUUUGGCACAAAUCUUGCCAACCAGUGGGAGUCACAGCUGAUAACUUUUCAAAGCCGCAGGCCGAUGAAAACUGCGUGUACGAGUGCUGGGAAGCCGAGUCUCUAUGAGUGCUGUUUGAACCAACCCUACACUCAUCUGGUGCAGUCGUUCGCUGGCGCCACCUUCAGGGCAGUCAACCAAACCGAUCAAGAUGAGACACAGAGUACUCUGCAGUGGUUGCAGAAGAGAGUGGAGAAGAAAGUUCCUGCUAUUCUUAGACCCGGCAGCAAGGUGGACAAGGGUAUAAUUGGUUCAUACAUCCGUCUGUUUGAGCCGCUGGUGAUCAAGGCUUUGAAGCAGUACACGGUGACGAGCUCUCUGGAUCUACAGCGCCAGGUCCUCGACCUCCUGUCCCAGCUGGUGCAGCUCCGUGUCAACUACUGUCUGCUCGACUCCGACCAGAUCUUCAUCGGAUUCGUCCUCAAGCAGUUUGAGUUCAUUGAAGAGGGACAAAUCAGAAAUUCCGAGUUGCUGGUGCCUCACGUGUUCCAUUUCCUUGUGAUGCUGUCGUAUGAGAAAUUUCACGGAAAAUCUAUCAUUGACAUGCCUCGCAUUAUCCACCGGUGUGACGGCAUCAUGGCCAGUGGCUUGCAGCCCACCACCCAUGCAAUUCCGGCCCUCCAGCACAUUGUGUAUGACUUAUUCCUGCUGCGAGGCUCGGCCAAGUCGGAUGUGAGCAAAGACUUGGAGACGCAGCGAGAAGUGGUCGUCUCCAUGCUCAUCCGGCUCAUCAACUACUACCAGGCUCUCGAGAUGUUUGUCAUAGUUCUGCAGCAGUGUCACCGGGAGAGUGAGGAGAAGUGGAAGCGACUCUCACGCCAGGUCAUGGACAUGGUGCUGCCGGCGCUGUCUAAACAACAGAUAAGCCUGAACAAUCAGAGGUCUCUGGAUACAUUGCAUCGUUUGUUUGAGUCGGUAGCUCCAAGCGUCUUCCGGCCAGUUGACAUACUUCUCAAAACACUGUUUGCUCCACCUGCCAAUUUGACCUGCACUCAAGGCCUGCAGAGUUGGUUGUGUCUUGUCCUGUCGACAUUACGGGUUAUUAUUGUGCAGUCCAAGGAAGAUAUGGUUCUGUCUCGCCUACAGGAAGUUGGUUUGGUUAUCCCCCUUACUCGGUAUCUCGGCAGUACAGAAGCUGUCGUGGCUGACAUCUCAUUACUCCCUGAUCUUACUCCAGAAAUGGCAUUUGCUUGGCUGCUGCUGCAGGUGAUCGGAGUGAGUGCGGAGACGCUGAGCAAGGAGUCUGCUAUGACAGACACCGAGACCAAUGAGUGUUUGUUUCUUGUACAGCAGCUACUGCACCUACUGCUGUAUGUGACUCACAUGUUUCAGUCAGGUUUAUUUCGACGAGUUGCUACGGCAGCAAUGUAUUUGUCGAAACAAAAAUAUCCCGACUGUCUGUACAAUAUCGCAGACAUAAACCAUUUCAUGCUUUCACUGAGCACCUCGUUCCCCACUGUGACGAUCCUGUGGUGCAACAUUCUUAUCCUGCUCAACGUCGAUGAUGAAAACCUUUGGAGCCAAAUUCUACACACUCCACCAAAAUAUCUUCUCGUUAGUCCCGGCCAUCAGACUCCGAGCCGGACAGAACUGCCCAAACACAGAGUACAGUGUUGUCGUCUUGAGUUACUGCGCAGAGUCGGACUGGUGCUGUUCUCAGACUAUGUGUGUGAAAACCUGAAUGAUGCUGAACACAUGACCUGGCUAAUUAUUAACCAUGUCAGUGAUAUUAUUGAACUAUCCCAUGAACCUCCAGUUCAAGAUUUUAUUAGUGCUAUUCAUCGGAACUCCGCUGCCAGCAGUCUCUUUAUUCAAGCCAUUCAUGCCCGCUGUGAUAAUGUUGCCAAGCCGUCGGCCGUGAAGAAGACUCUGCGGUGUCUGGAGGCCAUCCACCUGUCUCAGAGUGGAGCCCUCCUCACGCUGCUCAUCGACAAGUUCCUCAACACGCACCAGCUCGCCGUCGCCAGGAUGUGCGACUCGAUCGCCUGUCGCAGGGUCGAGAUGCUGCUGGCGGAACAUUACGAGGAGUGUAGCAAACAGCUGCCUCAAGAAGAUUUAGAAAAACUUUUACAGUUCAUGAAAUCCAAUGGAUUAAUAAGAAGGCAUGCUAGAUUAGUGUCCCUACUAUGCAAACUGCAGACUAUGUUUAGUCCUGACUGUAAACCCAUGCUGUCACCAGCUAAAACACACCCGCUAGCAGUGAUGCCAGCCCAGGUUGUCGACAUUGAGAUAAACAAGGAUCUGUAUUUGUCCAUUGUUAAAGACCAGUGUUUCUGUCAAAACCCGAAUCCCAGAGAGUGUGCCUUUCUGCUACAGAAGAUUGAGUACCCUGAUAUUCUGUCUAUAGCCAUGACAAAGGAAUUUAGUCUUUCUAUACUUGAGGAAUGCAUUUCACUCGGCGCGUACCGAACACUCGUUCGCUACAACCGCGACCGCGAACUGACCGCCGACCAGAACCUUCCUCCGUCUGAGCCGGUGCUGGACACGCUGUUCAAGGCGUCGCACCUCACAAUGUUCCGCCAUAUCAACAACAUCGUGAACCACCUGUCGGUGCCGCACCAGAUGAUGGUGUUCAGCAGCAGGUGCACGUCCAGCCAGCGGCGCUACAUGGAGCACACCGAGGAGCUCUUCAUGGACAGCACCUGGUUCGUGAUGAACUUCCAUAUCACCACCGCUCUCGUCCAGUACCUUGUCGCCAUCAAGAGGUUUCCGUGGAAACCGGGAGUUCCGGCCGAGUCUGUUUUCGACGUGUGUCGAUUCUGUGUCCUCUGUGUCGAGAUACUGAGCUAUCUCCUACACCACGACCAGCUGCCGACCUCUGAACAGCUACAGACGUGUUUGGAGUGUGUGUCGCUCGUCCUACAAAACGAGCAGUUCUUCAAUCUCAUCAGUCAGAGUGAGAACUACACAUGGGUGUGUGCCUUAAUAGACACCAUCUACCAGCUUGUGGCAUCGUUGACUGUCCUACCUGGAGUGAAGGUUGCAUUACUUGCUCACCAAGACAGAUUUGAAGAACCAGCCAUUUCAUCAACUGAUGAGUUCUCCUGUUUAAUUCGAGCCUGCGACCAGAUCUCUGAGUUAGUGCACUGUCUUGAGACGAGACUUCGCGUCAACUCAAGCACCAGCCUGUCUCUUCCUCCAUCUCUAUCGGCUCCCAUCAGAAACAUUGUCAUUGGUUUGGCUCGACUACCCCUGGUGAACACAUACGCGCGCACUCCGCCACUGGUCUGGAAACUCGGCUGGUCUCCGUCUCCGACCGGUGAACUCAAGACGCAGCUGCCUUCCCUGCCCAUGGACUUCCUCUUGGAGAAAGAUGUCUUGAAGGAGUUUGUCUUCAGAAUUAAUACAUUAGGCUGGGUGAACAGACAGCAGUUUGAGGAGACCUGGAUGAGUCUCCUGGGCUUGUUGAAUCCGGCUACAACCGGUCACGACUUGACACCAGAGGAAGAAGUGGAGAGAACGCAGUGCAUGGUGAUAGCCAUUAGGGCAAUCACUUCACUACUGUUGCAGUCCACACUGAUACCCAUGUCUGGUAACCCUAGCAACAGCGUGUACGAAGUACAACCUCGCGACAAACCACUCGCGUUUCUUCAAACCAGAUGUGGGAAGAAGCUGUCAAUGGUACGAGGACUCAUUGAGCAGGAAAUCCACAACCUGUGUGCUCAGAAGCCAGAUCGAGUUAGUCACCAUUCGUACACCACCUGUCGUAAGAAGACGGACACGAUUCACUGUGAUCUGUUUGAAGACAACUUAGACAGAGAUCUCGGAGUGGAAGAGUUUCAUCUCGGACAGAUCUCGAUGGAAGCCAUCUGGUCUGUGGUUGGCCUGGUGGACACCAAUAUGUCUGAGUCCGACACGACGGACAGUGCCGACAGUCCGCAGCACGAGACGACGGGCAAGACAUCGGUGGGCACGUCGACGAUGGGGACGCGUGAGAGGUCGCUGGCACUGAGCGGGCUCGACAUCCACUCCUGUCUCCAGUUCCUGCAGGAGCUCUACGGACCCUGGCUGUCAUGUGACGGAACCACCAAGCCACCGCUCAUGUUGCUCAAUGCCGCCAUCCGAUCGAUUGUGUUGCUGUCGGAUCUGUUCAUGGAACGGGAGCAGUUUGAAUGGAUGCUGGACACCCUGCUAGAGGUGCUGCGCUUGCAUCCCUCUGAAGAUGAACUAGUCGCUCAGUAUCUCAAUGUUGGCAUCUGCAAGGCAGUCGCUGUUGUAGGUUCGGACACUGCGACGUCGGAGAAAGUGAUCAAGUUGAUAGAGGGGGGUCUGCGGAGUACCCACCUGCCCAGCAAGGUGGCCGUGCUACACGGGGUCCUCUACCUGCUGGAGUCAGGCCUGUCUGACCUGACCCGCAACAUCCUGCCAACGAUCGCCAGCUUCCUCAUCAAACACCUGUCCGCCGUCAACAACACGUGCAUCACGUGUCAGCAGUUCUCGAUGGUAAUGUGGGCGACGACGUUCUACAUCAUGGAGAAUUACUACGAGGUGCUGAAGGACACCGAGUUCCCUUCCACGGCUCUUCAGCUGGCUGUGAGUGUGGCAUCUGCGAGUGAGGACUGUAUUUCGGUGACCAUCUUCCUCGUCAUCAUGAAAGGCAUGGAGCGCCUGCUGCUCGCCGAUGUCCUGUCGCUGAAAGACACAGAAACCAUCAUCAAGCUGAGCCUCGACAGACUGUGUCUUCCCAGCCCUCAGCGAGCUUUACCUGCCCUUGGUCUUAUUUUUACCUGCAUGUAUUCAGGUAAACAAGGUGACCAGUAUAGUCCGCGACCGCGCGACAUGAUGGAGCCGUGUUUCAGUGAUAACGGGUUUGGUCCUGUGUGUCAAGACCCGGAAUCUCUCAUACUGGCCAUGGAGAGAGUGACUGUCCUCUUUGAUCGAAUUAAGAAGGGAUACCCGUAUGAAGCAAGAGUGAUAACCAGACUCCUGCCAGCGUUUCUUGCCGACUUCUUCCCUCCACAAGACAUCAUGAACAAGGUGAUUGGAGAAUUUCUGUCCAGUCAACAACCGUACCCACAACUUAUAGCCAAGGUCGUGUUUCAGGUGUUCAACAAUCUACAUCAACAGAACCAGCAGGGUCUGGUCAGGGACUGGGUCAUGCUGUCACUCUCCAACUUCACUCAGCGCUCGCCUAUCGCCAUGGCGAUGUGGAGUCUCAGCUGUUUCUUCAUCAGCGCUUCUGUCAACCAGUGGCUCAAGGCUCUAUUUCCUCAUGUAAUUGGUCGGAUGGGGAAGAUGGAAGUCGUUGACAGAAGACUGUUUUGUUUAUCUGCCCUUGAUUUCCACCACCAACUGGCUGACGACAACCAGAAGCACGUGUUUGUCUCCACGUUCCAGUCGGUAACGCAAACCGACUCGCCGUAUCAGGAACUCCUCGCCUGUUUAACGUAACACAGACAUGCAGUACUUCAGCUGUGUCAUACGGAUGAUAUGUCACAGUUCUAGUGACGGAUAAAUAAAAGAAAAGCUGUGCCAAGUAGUAACGUAAACAUGGAAUCAGUCUUUCAAAUGAAAUGAGUAGUGGAGAUGAGUAUUUAUUUCUUGGACACAUUUCCAGAGGAAUCCAUGCAGUUGAUGUGCCCAGGACAUAUGUGCUUGAACCUGCAGUGGAUAUAAAGUGUGUUAAAUGGUUCAUUGGAGUAUUUAUAUUGGACUAGGGAGCAUAAAGGAGCAUGGUUUAUGAUCUAUAUAUACAAGGGUCCAAAAUUGUAAUCAAAGUAUUAUGGAAUAAAUGUUUGUUGUUCGUCUUAAUAACAAAACAAAAAAACUUAUAAAGCUUAUAAAACUUAAUGUGUAUGUGUGUGUCACUGGCUCAAGAAACCAAGACUCGGAAAUAUGCAUAAGUCACAUUUAAUAAUUAAUGUUAUUGAUAUGUAUAUUCAUGCAAUUAAUGGUAUGCUUCACCUCUGUUUAACACGUACCGGUAAUAAUAAGAGUUAAAAGCAGACCUCUGAGAAUUGUAAGUCUAUGUUAACUAUUUAUACCAGGUUAUGCCAACGCUUAACUUAUUGCAGCUUGCUAAACCCUUUACAACCAUUUAUAUGGUACCAUAAUGCACAAUGAAAAAUGAAAGAAAGAAUACUUCCAUUAGCACUGGGUGAUUGAAUGUAGUGUUUUUAAAAUUUUCAGAGGCCUGAAAUGGAUGUAGUUGUAGCAUAAUAUUGUGCUUAGUUUGGGUAAUUCGAAUACAGAGAAACCUCUCAAAACCGCACCCUCUGUAAACCGGAAUUCCCACAAAACUGGAUGCCUUUCAUGGUCCCUUUUUAAAUAUCUGUGCAGGAGAGGACCUCUGUAAACCAGAUACCUCUUAAGCCUGGAUGUUUUACUUGUUCCCGAGAGGUGUCCGGUUUAGAGGAGUUUCACUAUUCAGGACAUGUCUAGUAAAAUUGGUACAUACUAGCUAUGGAUUAUCCCCAAAUAAAUGGGUGAAUUCUAAGCAUUUGUAGAAGUAUGCACCAUUCAAGCUUAUUUAUGUAGGACCAUAAGUGUAUAAUGAUGACAGUGGUAGUUAUAUCCCUGCUUUUGGAGGGGUGGACAUUAGCAGUAGAAAUACAUAGUGCCACAUUACAAAUUCAGAAAUCAAGUGACAGGGUAUUUGUGCAAGCUGUAGAUCUACUGAUCUAUGCUUCGUAAUAACUGUAGUGUCUAUCUGUUACAUCACUGUAUAAUUAAAUUUCCAGUACAUUCAUUACAAUAUAAUGUCAUCUCAUUGGUCCAGUCAUAGCUUGAUGUAUAUAAAAAAUAUGUCGUCCGGGAAUGUCAUAUCUGGUACUUUGUCUUAUUGAGCGUUAUUCCGUAUGGACAAAGAGGCAUCGAAAUAAGCAUUGUGUCUGAUAGCCCAUUUACAGGUUA